Messenger RNA from Coffea arabica (coffee), 2535 nucleotides. Its product is annotated as NAD-dependent malic enzyme, mitochondrial-like. Gene Ontology annotation, molecular function: NAD binding; malate dehydrogenase (decarboxylating) (NAD+) activity. Gene Ontology annotation, cellular component: mitochondrion. The record is from RefSeq and is a predicted model, not a curated record. Gene Ontology annotation, biological process: pyruvate metabolic process; malate metabolic process. NCBI's taxonomy places the organism in Eukaryota, Viridiplantae, Streptophyta, Magnoliopsida, Gentianales, Rubiaceae.
AAAAAAAUCAAAUCAAAUCCCCUGUAAAGUGUCCAACGAUUCAGGCACAGCGUACAACACCCCACUGCGGGGCAGCCGAGCUCGUCAGAGCCACACCACUCUUCAGAGCUCAAACUUUCUUUCUGACACUCGUUUUCUGCUCAUAUUUCUUCUUCUAGACCGCUGUCGUAAAUUUCCAACUUUCCACGGACCGGAAUUAGGGUUUAAGACCUUGCACACGUAGUUUUAGCUUGGUUUUCUGAUCGAAAAUGUCGAACUUUUCGCGUAAAUUGAGGUUAUCAUCAACGCUGUUGAAGCGUUUGCAACAAAAUGUUAUCGCGGUAAAUUCGAAGAACGUGUGUAGAUCUUUUACCACGACGGAAGGGCAUCGUCCGACCCUUGUUCAUAAACGCAGUCUCGACAUUCUUCACGAUCCAUGGUUCAACAAGGGAACAGCAUUCUCAAUGACAGAACGUGAUCGCCUUAACCUUCGUGGGCUUUUGCCUCCAACUGUUAUGUCUUCUGAACAGCAAAUUCAGCGCUUCAUGGCUGACCUCAAAAGACUUCAAGUCAAUGCUAGAGAUGGACCAUUUGAUCCAAAUGCUUUGGCCAAGUGGCGCAUUCUCAACCGCUUGCAUGACAGAAAUGAGACUAUGUAUUACAAGGUUUUAAUUGACAACAUUGAGGAAUAUGCACCUGUAGUUUACACCCCUACUGUAGGUCUGGUGUGCCAGAAGUAUAGUGGAUUAUUUAGACGACCAAGAGGAAUGUACUUCAGUUCAGAAGAUCGUGGAGAAAUGAUGUCAAUGGUAUAUAAUUGGCCUUCUGACCAGGUUGAUAUGAUUGUUGUCACUGAUGGAAGCAGGAUUUUAGGUCUUGGAGAUCUUGGAGUUCAGGGAAUUGCAAUUGCAAUAGGGAAGCUGGAUCUUUAUGUUGCUGCUGCUGGAAUAAACCCUCAGAGAGUGCUUCCAGUUAUGAUUGAUGUAGGAACUAACAAUGAGAAGCUUCUUCAUGAUCCUUUGUACUUGGGAAUACAGCAGCAUCGCCUUGAAGGAGAUGAAUACCUUGCAGUCAUAGAUGAAUUCAUGAAUGCUGUCUUCACUCGUUGGCCCCACGUCAUUGUGCAGUUUGAAGAUUUUCAAAGCAAGUGGGCCUUUAAGCUGUUGCAGCGUUACAGGAACGAUUACAGAAUGUUCAAUGAUGAUGUUCAGGGUACAGCUGGAGUUGCAAUUGCUGGUCUUUUAGGGGCUGUAAGAGCACAAGGGAGGCCAAUGAUUGAUUUUCCUAAGAUGAAGAUUGUAGUUGCUGGUGCUGGAAGUGCAGGAAUAGGAGUUCUUAAUGCUGCUAGGAAGACCAUGGCAAGAAUGUUAGGAAACACUGAAGUUGCUUUUGAAAGUGCUAGGAGUCAAUUUUGGGUGGUUGACGCCAAUGGACUGUUAACUGAGGCACGUGACAGUAUUGAUCCAGAGGCUCGCCGAUUUGCAUGGAAGGUAAAAGAAGCUGACCGUCAAGGGCUUAAGGAAGGAGCAAGUCUUGCAGAAGUGGUCCGUCAAGUUAAGCCAGAUGUACUUCUUGGUUUAUCUGCUGUUGGGGGCCUGUUCUCUAAAGAGGUGUUGGAAGCCCUCAAAGAUUCAACUUCUACGAGGCCGGCUAUUUUCCCAAUGUCAAAUCCAACUACCAACGCUGAAUGCACUCCUGAGGAAGCAUAUUCUAUCGUCGGUGACAACAUUAUAUUUGCAAGUGGCAGUCCGUUUAAAAAUGUUGAACUGGGAGGCGGUCGUAUUGGGCACUGCAAUCAAGGAAACAACAUGUACCUUUUUCCUGGGAUAGGACUGGGUACUCUUCUAUCCGGGUCUAGAAUCAUAUCAGAUGGCAUGCUACAAGCAGCUGCUGAAUGUCUAGCAGCAUAUAUGACAGAGGAGGAGGUGCUCAACGGGAUCAUAUACCCUCCAAUAUCCAAGAUACGAGAUAUAACCAAGGAGGUAGCUGCAGCUGUCAUUAAGGAAGCUGUAGCAGAGGAUCUGGCAGAAGGAUAUCGUGAAAUGGACAGCCAUGAACUAAGGAAACUUAAUCAGGAAGAAAUUGCAAAUUAUGUUGAAACCAAUAUGUGGAGUCCAGAUUACCCAACGCUUAUAUACAAAGAGGAUUGAACGCACCCAACCUUUCUAGGAACAAUUUGGCGAGCGUGAAUGAAGUAUUCUAAUUUUUACUUGGACACAACCACAAUUGGUACUUAGCCUGCAAUGUCUGUUUCCGGAGAUUGUAAUAUAUAUUUUGUUUAGGUUCUGAGCUGCAUGUAUCUAUCAAUUUCCGUGGAAAUUUUUUCACCCUUCCCAAAACCCAAAAAAACCCAAUAGAUCCUGUAAACAGUAGAAUUUGGGAGCCAAGUUUUGCCAUAACUCUUCCCCUGUUCUGAGUCUAUAGCGAGGAUGAGGAUGGUGAUGCAAGAAGGCCUUUUGGUUCGGAUUUUUUGCUCUAUUCUUGUAAGUGAAUCGAUGAUGACAUGAAGGCCAUUUUUAUUCUCGAAUUGAUAUAAACGAUGACGAAUUGUAUAAA